AUGUCGCUGGAAAGCCUUGCCCAGAUGACUCGCCUUUAUCCCGUUCAAUCACCUACUUCCUCCCGGACUGAGUAUACAAAGAACCUCAUAAUGCGCGAUGGUCAUGUCCACGAGGUUGGAGUGUACAAACCACAAAGCUUGGCCCCGGGGCCUCUUGUCGUUCUAAUCCAUGGAGGAGGCUUUUGCCUUGGACAUUACUCUCACAUUAGUUUCUAUUCUAGGGCGCUUGCUGCCCUGUACGGUGUGACCGUGGUCAAUAUCGCGUAUCGUUUGGCCCCGGAGUUUCCCUUCCCUACUGCGCCACAAGAUGUUUGGGAUUCCCUUGUAGCCUUGACGAGCUCAAACAUGGCCGAUGAGCUGGGCCUAGACUUAUCUAAAGGAUUCUUCAUUGGUGGGACCUCUGCUGGUGCAAGCCUCGCCGCCGUUGCGGUUCAGCAGUGGGUUUCCCAAGAACUGUCACCACCAAUCCUCGGAGUUUGGCUCAAUAUUCCAAUGAUCUUCGACGCUGCCAUUGUACCUGGAGAGCACAAAGCUCUCUGGUUUUCCAGGAAACAAAACGCCGACGCCAUGGUCAUCAACUCCAAGUCUCGGGAAUAUGUCUACAAGGUCUACAAGCCUGACAUCCGAUCGCCCGAAUUUUCGCCCUUCAACUCCCCUAAUCCUCAUACGGGCCUUCCCCCAGUUUAUAUCCAAGUCUGCGGCCAGGACCCCCUACGAGACGAUGGUUUAGUCUACGAAAGAGUACUAAGGGAACACGGUGUGAAAACUCGACUGGACGCGUAUCCCGGCGUGCCCCAUGGCGCAGCCAACCUUUUCCCGACCUUAUCCAGCUCUAAAAAACAUCAAGUGGAUGUUCUUCAGGGUUUUGGGUGGUUGUUCGGCAAGGAGAUGCGAGAUGAAGAAUGUCAAGCCGCAAUGAAGGCGAGUUGGGAAGAUUGA
Fusarium keratoplasticum is the source of this 939-nucleotide messenger RNA. RefSeq names its product Abhydrolase-3 domain-containing protein. Bases 1 to 939 code for a protein of 312 amino acids. The transcript has a single exon. The record is from RefSeq and is a predicted model, not a curated record. Gene Ontology annotation, molecular function: hydrolase activity. NCBI's taxonomy places the organism in Eukaryota, Fungi, Ascomycota, Sordariomycetes, Hypocreales, Nectriaceae.